AUGUUUGGUGUGUGCUCAUCACUGACAAAAAUUAUUGCCAAAGGUCCUCAGUUACUUCAUCAGCAAACCAGGAAUACUUUUAUAUUAAAAAGGAAAUGGCCUCCUCCAUUACACAAGAAAGGUGGUAAACCUUCGAAACUCAGAGGUAGACAUUUUGUGUAUGAUUUAGUUGAAGAUACAAAUGUAGCUAAAAAACCGGACAUCAAAGUGAUUUUGAAUCAAUUCAUAGACGGUGUUGGUAAUGCUGGUGAUGUGCUAUCACUAAGACCAACUAUUGCUUAUAGAGAUUAUCUUUUGCCUGGCUUAGCUGUAUAUGCAAGCCCUGAGAAUAUGGAUAAAUACAAAGUAGAUGAAAGUAAACCAAAACGUGAAUCGGAAUAUAGUUCUGCACAUGUUCAAAGGACAAUGGGGUGUCUAUCUCGUCUUGUAUUACAAAUAACAAUGAGCAAAUCAGAACCAUGGAUACUGGAACCUUGGCAUGUUAGAACAAGUUUUCGUAAAGCAGGAUAUGUAGUGCCUGAAUAUGCUAUAACAAUGCCACCAAUUACUAUCAAAGGCCCAGACAUGACUCUUCAAGAAAAAGAAUUUUUUGUUACAGUUAAAAUCAACAACAAGGAGGAAGUCAAAGUUAGAUGCAGAAUCCAUCACUGGGCUACAGGUCUUGAGAGAUUACCAUGGGUAGAAGCUCAUUGGAAGAAACCAUUAGAGGCACUGAUUCCUGAUCAAGCUCCUAUUCUAGAAAAUAUGCCAUUGGCCAAU
Brenthis ino (lesser marbled fritillary) is the source of this 759-nucleotide messenger RNA. Lineage: Eukaryota; Metazoa; Arthropoda; Insecta; Lepidoptera; Nymphalidae. The record is from the annotation of a GenBank genome assembly.